Messenger RNA from Galdieria sulphuraria, 2108 nucleotides. RefSeq names its product Wee1-like protein kinase putative tyrosine kinase Wee1. Gene Ontology annotation, biological process: protein phosphorylation. The coding region runs from base 11 to 1588 and encodes 525 amino acids. Gene Ontology annotation, molecular function: ATP binding; protein kinase activity. The record is from RefSeq and is a predicted model, not a curated record. Lineage: Eukaryota; Rhodophyta; Bangiophyceae; Galdieriales; Galdieriaceae. The transcript is spliced from 3 exons.
AUUCUGUUAUAUGAAAGCAGCAUCCAGGACAACAACAACCCUAUCAUCUGGAAACUUGGGACAGACAAGGAUUGACGAAUUGCUUCAGUCAUCGAAUAAGUUGGCAAAGUUGUCCAUUGCGUCGCAAGACCUUUCGCAAUGUUCUCUACAUAACAACGAAAACAAUUAUGAUUCACAAGAAAUACGCUCCAUGGAUAACUUAUCUUCAGUUAUGCCUUGUAUAAUAACACAGGAUGAGGAGCCCAACUAUUGUACACCCCAAGAUCAGGCUAUUUUGCACAAUUCUAGCUGUCCUCCUUCCUCUCCUGCACCAAGGAAAGUCCUCAAGUCAUGCUUUUAUUAUUCACAGUCAACACAAGACUCAGCCACUCAGCAUUCUCAGCUUUCGGAUGUUCCUAUUCGAAAUAUGUAUCCAAGUCAAGAUUCUGCAUUUUCUUCUCAAACUGGAAUGUUUUGGAACAUCAAUGGAAAAUGUAACAUAGGACAAGGCGACAAACAAAUAGAAAUGAGGAAGAAGAGAACACGUAAAGUUGAAAAGCAACAAGAGCCACUUACUUGCAUAUAUAACCCCUAUUUUGAAGUAUUAAAUGACAAUACUUUGGAAAGAACUCGCACAAAGCAGCAACAUUCUUUAAGAAACUCAGUAAUUGAACGUGAUAGUGAUACGUCUUCCCGAUAUUGGCAAGACUUUGAAGAAAUAGCUGUUUUAGGUAGAGGUGAAAGAGGAGUUGUGGUUAAAGCACGUCAUCGAAUAGAUGGAGGAAUUUAUGCAAUCAAGAUGUCAAGGAAACCACUUGUAGGAAACAGUUGUCAACAUGAAGCACUUCGAGAAGUUCAAAUUUUAGUUGCUUUAGGAGGCCAUCCAAAUAUUACGCAAUACUUUAACUCUUGGUUAGAAAAUGAAACUAUCUAUAUACAGUUGGAAUAUUGUUCAGGUGGUUCCUUAUCAACUCUUAUGAACGAUAUUAUUCCAUCCAUUGAUGAACUGUUUCGAAUAAUGAGAAAUAUUACAAGCGCACUAUGUUUUAUUCAUUCCAAAGGCAUCGUCCAUAUGGAUGUGAAGCCAGAGAAUGUUCUCAUCUCAAAAGGUGUGCACAAGUUGGGAGACUUUGGUUUAGCUUGCCUUUCUGAUCGUUCUGAUUUCAUUGAACAAGAAGGUGAUAAACGAUAUCUUUGUAGAAGCAUGCUUGACCCAACUACAGCCGAUUUCAAAUCUGCAGAUAUAUUUGCUUUAGGUGCUACUAUGUUGGAAAUAGCAACUGGUAAAAGUUUACCAACGAGUGGUGAAGAAUGGCAAAAGAUAAGAAAUAAUGAUGUGGAUCAAGGCUUCUUACAACAACGUUGUGGGUCACGGCUUUCAGCAUUGAUACGUUGGUGCUUAGCAUCGGACCCAAUGAAAAGACCAACUGCAGAAGAAUUAUUACAACGUUUUGAGCCUAAAAUUGAACGAGUUUUCGAAAUGGAACAAUUGUUGAUACAACAGAAAGCUUUUCAAGAAACUCUUCAACAAAAACUUGCUCUAAAGGAUGAACGAAUACAAAGAUUGGAAGCUGCACUAAAGGAAAUUUGUGUUGAAGAAGAAGGGUAACCACAGAAAUAAUAGAGCCAACUUUUAAAUAUCUUAGCGAGCUCCUUGCACUUGUAGAAUAGGCAAAGGGACAAUCGAUAGCUUUGGUUAUAACAGAUUUAUCAGUGGAAAAACGAAAGAAACUUCGUCAUCAUAUUGUCAAACGAUGAUGGAAACCUAUUCAGUUUCUCAUUGAGUCUUCUUGUUUUCCUUCGUGGUUGGUUGUACUUCAGGUGUAGAUUUUAUGAGAAAGAACGUCCCAACAAUAAAUAUCAAACCCAAACAAAGCGUAACGGAGAACAACAGCCAAAAGUUCUCCAUUUCCCAACGACGAUAACUACUGUUGGGGUCUAAAAUUUGCUGCCAGAAACCAGACUUUGAACUUCCCUGUUCAACCGUCUUCACAAAUUCAUCAGGUUCUGAAGUUGCUAAACCCAUAUUCACAAAGAACGUAACAGCAAGAGAAAUGUAUGAAAUAAGUAGUGACCUAGUUGUGACCAUUUUGGACUCCAAUUGCAUUGAUAUCCAAUAUUAUUGUUUU